CCCCAAAGCUACCAAAUAAGGGCAGGCAGCUUGCCUUUCCCUGCGGAGCUCCCACUGACUCCUCAACUCCAGGCAGGGUAUAAAUUGACUGCUCAGUCCCCAAAGCAACACCCAGCCAAUUCAACCACAGCAAGCAGCUCUCCUGUGCUGACCAGGACUUAACCUGCCACUAUGUGUGACGACGAUGAGACUACCGCCUUGGUGUGCGACAAUGGCUCCGGGCUGGUGAAGGCUGGGUUCGCUGGGGAUGAUGCCCCACGUGCUGUGUUCCCCUCCAUCGUUGGUCGCCCCCGUCACCAGGGUGUCAUGGUGGGUAUGGGUCAGAAGGACUCCUACGUAGGUGAUGAAGCUCAGAGCAAGAGAGGUAUCCUGACCCUGAAGUACCCCAUUGAGCAUGGUAUCAUCACCAACUGGGAUGAUAUGGAGAAGAUCUGGCACCACACCUUCUACAAUGAGCUGCGCGUGGCCCCUGAAGAGCACCCCACCCUGCUCACUGAGGCCCCACUGAACCCCAAGGCCAACCGUGAAAAGAUGACACAGAUCAUGUUUGAGACCUUCAACGUCCCAGCCAUGUAUGUUGCCAUCCAGGCUGUGCUGUCCCUGUAUGCUUCUGGUCGUACCACAGGUAUCGUUCUUGACUCUGGUGAUGGUGUCACCCACAAUGUCCCCAUCUAUGAAGGUUAUGCUCUGCCCCAUGCCAUCAUGCGUCUGGACCUGGCUGGUAGAGACCUCACCGAUUACCUCAUGAAGAUCCUGACUGAACGUGGCUACUCCUUUGUGACAACAGCUGAACGUGAAAUUGUCCGUGACAUCAAGGAAAAGCUCUGCUAUGUGGCUUUGGACUUUGAGAAUGAAAUGGCCACCGCUGCCUCAUCCUCCUCCCUGGAGAAGAGCUAUGAGCUUCCCGACGGUCAGGUCAUCACCAUUGGAAAUGAACGUUUCCGCUGCCCUGAGACCCUCUUCCAGCCUUCCUUCAUUGGUAUGGAAUCUGCUGGUAUCCAUGAAACUACCUACAACAGCAUCAUGAAGUGCGACAUUGAUAUCCGCAAGGACCUGUACGCCAACAAUGUCCUCUCUGGUGGUACCACCAUGUACCCUGGUAUUGCUGACAGAAUGCAGAAGGAGAUCACUGCUCUGGCCCCCAGCACCAUGAAGAUCAAGAUCAUUGCCCCACCUGAGCGUAAAUACUCAGUCUGGAUCGGUGGCUCCAUCUUGGCCUCUCUGUCCACCUUCCAACAGAUGUGGAUCAGCAAACAGGAAUACGAUGAGGCUGGACCCUCCAUUGUGCACAGGAAGUGCUUCUAAACAAUACUCUCACACUCCUCCAAGCAACAUAUACAGAGUACCUCAAAGUCAAAGAAAACAAGACCUGGACAGUCACUGUACAGUUUGUAUACACGCCAUCAUAUUUAUUACUUUCUAAAUAAAACACAUGUGGUUAAGUUCA
Molecule: messenger RNA, 1447 nt
Organism: Xenopus laevis (African clawed frog)
Lineage: Eukaryota; Metazoa; Chordata; Amphibia; Anura; Pipidae
Gene: actc1.S
Product: actin, alpha, cardiac muscle 1 S homeolog
Exons: 7
Coding region: 172-1305 (377 amino acids)
Cellular component (GO): cytoskeleton
Source: RefSeq, a predicted model, not a curated record